AUGAAGUACUGGUUCGGCGAUUUGACUAAGAAGAGGUUACUGGAGACUUUGAGCUGUGGGGGUGAAAGGGGUGUAUGUGGGGGUGCACUUUGUGGUGUAUGGGGGUCACUAGGAGCUGCAUACCAAGGCCUCCAGGAAGUGGAGCUGCAGGGGUGUGGUGGGGUAGAAAGGGUGUGUGGGCUUGGAGUAACAAUGACAAGUAACACAGUAAAAGCUGAUGAAAAUAGAAGUAAGCGUAGAAAGGAGAUGGAGAAUGAAGCUUCAGAAAGUCCUCAGUUGUCCUCCCUGGAAAGACCAGACUUGGCUCUUUCUGAAAGCUUACAGUCACUUUACAAACCUGAAGCACUGGAAAAGGUUUUAAAUGAUAUGAACAAAGAAAUUAAUAACCUGUUGUCAAAAUAUGCCCAUAUUUUAAGUGAGAGAGCGGCAAUGGAUGCUUCUUAUGUACAAGAGCUUGAAGGAAUCUUGAAAGAAGCGAGGAUCAUAGAAAAUCACUUGAAGCAGAAAAGAGAGAGUCUGAGACACAGAUUCACAGUCAUUGCAAACACCCUGCAAAGCUAAAAUUGAUUUUGUAUGGCAAAUAAGCUGAAAUGUAGGGCACAGAGUGUUGGUCAUGUAUGGUGUUGUAUACUAGAACAUACGCUUUAAGGGAAGAUGCAGGGUUUCAUUCAUAUUUAGCUUUCUGUAUGUAUCUUUAACAGUUCAAGCAAUUUUUAACACUUUUGGAAGCAGCAUACUUUAUUGAAAUAUAGCAAAAGAAAUCAAAACAAAGACAACAGACAGUAAUCAGUGCAGUGGUAAUUAGUGAUACAAAACACUGAUCUCCAUGAUAAAAUCCGUGCCUUUAAGGGGUUUUAAAAAUCAAGUCACAAGUUUGUCAUCUUUACUGACUUGCUUAUGCUGAACCCUGAGUUCCCUUCCGUUGAGCAUGUUGAAGAGAUGGGAAGAACAAAAUAAAGGGAGCCUUGAGAUCCUAGGGCUUGGCGCUAUCACAGGAGAACAGAAACGGGGAGGAUUUUUACUAAAAUAUAGGAUUUUAUCAAACAUUGUCAUGAGUAAAUUUCCCC
Molecule: messenger RNA, 1067 nt
Organism: Malaclemys terrapin pileata
Lineage: Eukaryota; Metazoa; Chordata; Testudines; Emydidae
Gene: TEX12
Product: testis expressed 12
Source: RefSeq, a predicted model, not a curated record